Messenger RNA from Marasmius oreades (fairy-ring Marasmius), 462 nucleotides. RefSeq lists its product as uncharacterized. Gene Ontology annotation, molecular function: serine-type endopeptidase activity. Lineage: Eukaryota; Fungi; Basidiomycota; Agaricomycetes; Agaricales; Marasmiaceae. The record is from RefSeq and is a predicted model, not a curated record. The transcript has 4 exons. Gene Ontology annotation, biological process: proteolysis. Bases 1 to 462 code for a protein of 153 amino acids.
AUGCUUCCAAGCUGGCUAGGAUUCCUGGAAUCAAAGCGAUACGCCCGUUACGUCUAUUCUCCCGACCUGAGUAAAUAUCCUUCACUACUUUCCGUCUUACAAAUCUACUCGAAUCUAAUGAUUAAUUCUAAACACAGACCUAUAGCUGGUCGUGUCAUAACAAGCCCGGACGAUUUUACCUUUCCACCAGAUACUGAAUCCACUCAUGCCCUUACUGGUGUAGACAAGCUUCACGCUCAAGGCAUUUCCGGUCGCGGAAUCAAAAUCGGGAUCAUUGACUCAGGUAUCGAUUACACUCACCCUGCCCUCGGAAGUGGCUUUGGACCUGGCCAUAAAGUUGUCGGAGGUUUCGAUUUUGUCGGAGACAAUUACAAAGGUGGUGCUUCCUAUGGCAACCUAACUUACAGCGAUCAGCUCCCCUCAACCUCGAAUUAUUUUAGGCAACAAUACUCCCGUUCCUGA